Acomys russatus (golden spiny mouse) is the source of this 877-nucleotide messenger RNA. It is a transcript of the gene Snx22, whose product is annotated as sorting nexin 22. Bases 83 to 661 code for a protein of 192 amino acids. The transcript has 7 exons. Gene Ontology annotation, molecular function: phosphatidylinositol phosphate binding. Lineage: Eukaryota; Metazoa; Chordata; Mammalia; Rodentia; Muridae. The record is from RefSeq and is a predicted model, not a curated record.
CACUGGACUGCCUGGCUUAUCCAGGGAGUUCGGGUGACUUAGCGUUGAAUCCUGGAGAGGCUGCGGCGGGGUCUGGGCGCGGAUGCUGGAAGUUCACAUCCCCUCGGUGGGGCCCGAGGCCGAAGAGCCCAGGCAGAGUCCAGAGAAAGGCCACAUGGUGUUCCAAGUGGAGGUGCUGUACAGUGGACGCAGACACACUGUGCCAAGGCGCUACAGCGAGUUCCACGCUCUACACAAGCGGAUCAAGAAACGCUACAAAGUGCCCGACUUUCCCUCAAAACGCCUGCCCAACUGGAGGACCAGAGGAUUGGAACAGCGCCGGCAGGGCUUGGAGACCUAUAUCCAGGGCAUCCUGUACCUGAAUCAGGAUGUGCCCAAGGAGUUACUGGAAUUCCUGAGACUUCGCCACUUCCCCACAGACUCCAAGGCCAGUAGCUGGAGCACCCCAGGGGAAUUCCUGCCUAGUGACACCAGCUCACAGCUGCACCACCGGCCGGUCGUUGGCUUCUGUACGGAUCCGUACAUUUAUACCCCUGCCCCAGAACCUCUCCCAGAAGUGGUGGUGGACGGUGCACUCCAGGGUCUCUAUGGCUUCAGCACCGGCCCAGCACCAGCCCAGCCAAAGGCUAACCAUCAACCUGCUCCGUCACCAACGGCCUGACUAGCCUAGGCUUUGGGCCACCUGUCAGGACAUUCUGUGUCUCAGUCCUAGGAGUUCCAUGUAAGAAACUGAGUCUUCCCUUGGACUAGACUCAGGUACAAUUGAGGCUGCAGCGUACCCCUCCCCACUCAAGGCUCUGAACUUGGCUUGCACUGCUGGCGGCCCCGGUAGAACUCAAAAUUCUUAAAAAGCCCAGGGGUCAAGGCAAAGUCAAGA